Salpingoeca rosetta is the source of this 1136-nucleotide messenger RNA. RefSeq lists its product as uncharacterized. Gene Ontology annotation, biological process: thiamine pyrophosphate transmembrane transport. The transcript is spliced from 6 exons. Lineage: Eukaryota; Choanoflagellata; Craspedida; Salpingoecidae. Bases 98 to 1024 code for a protein of 308 amino acids. Gene Ontology annotation, molecular function: thiamine transmembrane transporter activity. The record is from RefSeq and is a predicted model, not a curated record. Gene Ontology annotation, cellular component: mitochondrial inner membrane.
ACACACACAACAACAACAACAGCAGCAGCAGCAGCAGCACGCACACAACUGCACCACACAGCAGCAACAAAGACAAACAACAACUGCAGGCCCAAAGAUGGACCAUGCGACGGCGAGUGCGGUGGCAGGUGGGGCUGCCGGUGCGAUAUCCAGGUUCGUCGUGACGCCGUUUGAUGUGGUCAAGAUCCGGCUGCAGCUGCAAGUGGAAGAGGUCAGCCACAGUUCUCUUGGGCGAUACCGCAGUUUGCAACACUGUGUCCGUGACAUGUACAAGCAUGAAGGCAUGGCCAGCUUUUGGAAAGGCCACACCGCAUCACAGCUCCUCUCCAUCUCCUACGCUGCGGUUCAGUUCCCCGUGUUUGAGGGCGUUCGCGACAUGCUCACAACAGAACAGCAACGACUAUCAAAAGAAGGGGAUGUUCGCGCGAACUUUGUGGCUGGAAGCGCCGCUGCAACCGUGGCCACCGUUUGCACAUACCCUCUCGACAUUGUUCGCACGCGCAUGGUCAGCCAAGGCGAACCCAAGGUCUACCGCCAUGUGCUGCACUCCCUGACAUCGAUGAUUCAACACGAGGGCAUCGGCUCUCUCUACAGAGGGUUGGCGCCGACACUGGUUGCGGUCAUCCCGUACAUUGGCACGUCCUUCUCCGUGUACAUUGGCGCAAAGCGUGCGCUGGCUGCACUCUCACAUGACGGACAACGAAACAUCUCAUCCACCUUUGAAAAGGCGCUUGCAGGGGCGAUAUCCGGGGUGGUGAGCAAGACGCUGGUGCAUCCGAUUGACAUUGUGAAGAAGCGGUUCCAAGUGAUGGACUUUGGGCAUGCGCGGGACAAGUUUGGGUUUGGCGCCACCGUCCGCUACGAGAGCAGCUGGCACGGCCUGGUGUCGAUCCUUCGCCAGGAGGGCGUGCGUGGGCUCUUCAAGGGCCUCACCCCCUCCUUGGUCAAGGCCGUGCCGUCCAGCAUCAUCACCUUUCUCGUCUACGACUCUCUUCGACAGCUCCUCAUCCACAGCGAGCUCUAGGCUUCUUUUGCUGUACAUUUGUUACACGCUGCACGUGCUUCUUCUAACUUAAAACAGAUAUGGCUGUGGUUGUGGUUGUGGUUGUGGGUGUGGGUGUGGGUGUGGGUGUGGG